AUGGCAUACGGCAGCAAAUACAAUAGUACACACUGCCAGGACUACGAAAAGGACUAUACAACUGUGCAGGAUCACAUCAUUGUCCUAAUAGCCACACCAUUCCUCUACAAGAAGUAUGUGACGAUAAAAGCCAGUGUCCAGAUUCCGAUGACGAAUCUCCUCAGAUCACUGGAUUUAUCUAAUAAUGGCAUUGUGUCAUUACCUGAAGGCUUGUUUGACGACAUGUCAAGUCUUGUAUCUUUGAAUUUAUCAUAUAAUAAGAUAAAUCAAUUACCAACCGAUGUGUUUCACGGUCUCUCUGGACUCGAGAUGCUUUUACUAAGCAAUAAUAUAAUAUCAGUUCUACCCGAUACUGUGUUAAGAGGUUUCCCUGUACUUAAGUUUCUGGACCUAUCUAACAAUCAGAUAUCAGUUCUACCCGAUACUGUGUUAAGAGGUUUCCCUGUACUUAAGUUUCUGGACCUAUCUAACAAUCAGAUAUCAGUUCUACCUGACAACGUUUUUAAUGAGCUACUUAGACUUCAACAGCUGUACCUUUCUGACAAUCAGAUAUCAGUUCUACCUGAUAAAUUAUUUAGAGAUCUCCCUGUACUUUACAUGCUGGACCUAUCUAAAAAUCAGAUAUCAGUUCUACCAGAUAAAGUUUUUAGAGAUCUCCCUGUACUUUACACACUGUACCUAUCUAACAAUCAGAUAUCAGUUCUACCUGAUCAAGUGUUUAGAGAUCUCCCUGUACUUAGCAUACUGGUCCUAUCUAACAAUCAGAUAUCAGUUCUACCAGAUAAAGUGUUUAGAGAUCUCCCUGUACUUAUGAUACUGGACAUGUCAAACAAUCAGAUAACUUCUCUUCCCACCCUAUCUGCCUCUGUUGAAUCGCUCGAUAUAUCAUACAAUGAUUUUUCACAUUUAACUUUUAGUACGUUCACUAAUUAUAGUAAUUUAUCUUUUUUGGAUAUCACAGGGAACAAGCUGAAAGUUAAGCAACACAUGUUUGAAGGUUUAGACAAUCUGACUGUUUUACUGACUGAUACUCCAUUCAUGUGUUGUGUUAAGCCUAAGUCGGUUGCCGAAGAUAGAUGUCUAAAUAGGCAAUAUAAUAUAUUCCAUUGCAUGUUUGAACCAGAUACCUGCAAAUCAGAAGAAGAUAUGAUAUCCUCUUGUGAUAAUUUGAUAGGUUCAGAUUUACUUAGAGUUUUUCUCUGGAUAAUUGGAGUUUGUGCCCUAAUCGGAAACUUUGCUGUAAUGUUCUACCGAUUACUUAUUGAUAGAGAUAAUAUCAGGAGGAGUUAUUCGAUUUUUGUACUGAAUUUGAGUGUGUCGGAUUUCCUUAUGGGUAUAUACCUGAUGAUAAUAGGCACUUUUGAUGUCAAUUAUCGAGAUAUGUACGCAUGGAAUGAUCAGGAUUGGAGAAAGAGUAUUAUAUGUACUAUAGCUGGAAUUGUAUCAAAUGUCUCUAGUGAAAUGUCAACGUUCCUUAUACUAAUGGUGACAAUAGACAGAGCGAUUGUCAUAGUAUCCCCCAUGUCCCGUCUUUCUCGGCGAAAUAUCUCGUGGAAACAGGCUUGCUUAAUCUCAUUUUUCUUGUGGUUGGUUGCUAUCACAAUUGCUAUCAUCCCUGCUGUUUUUUUGCAAUUCUACUUCAAGAAUGAAUAUUAUUCUCAAUCAGGAGUGUGUCUUGCUUUACCACUGACAGGUGAUGAACAACCUGGUUCGGAAUAUUCCUUCGCAGUGUUCGUUUGUCUGAACAGUUUCGUCUUUGUUAUCAUAGCCAUAGGCCAACUCUGCAUGUUUAAAAGCCUUAUGACAAGUGGCGGGAGUCGGGUAGCUUCAUCACUGACUCGACAACGAGACAUGACAGUAGCUAGAACCCUCUUCCUUGUGGUGGCAACUGACUUCUUCUGCUGGUUUCCUAUCGGUGUCAUGGGUUUGAUGUCAAAAAGUGGAUACAAGAUUUCGAAUGACGCAUAUGCCUGGGUAAUGGUAUUUGUGCUGCCGGUCAAUGCCGCCAUCAACCCGUUCUUGUACACAGUAUCAGCAAUUUGGAGGAAACGACAACGAGCACGUUGA
Ylistrum balloti is the source of this 2067-nucleotide messenger RNA. Its product is annotated as G-protein coupled receptor GRL101-like. The transcript has 4 exons. Gene Ontology annotation, cellular component: membrane. Lineage: Eukaryota; Metazoa; Mollusca; Bivalvia; Pectinida; Pectinidae. Gene Ontology annotation, biological process: G protein-coupled receptor signaling pathway. Gene Ontology annotation, molecular function: G protein-coupled receptor activity; protein binding. The record is from RefSeq and is a predicted model, not a curated record. The coding region runs from base 1 to 2067 and encodes 688 amino acids.